CAUUGAGUUUAUCACUGAAAAAAGGGUCUUUGAUCCGAACCAAACAUCCCCAGAAAGCUUGAAUCGGAAAAGGAUCAAAAUUUUCCUGCUAUUUCGUUUCACCCCAAUCUGGUUUUUACCAUGUUUGCUAAACGCUUGCUUCAGAAAUCGGUUCUCCAUCCCCAGCAAAAUGUGCUCCGUGAAGAAUUGAAAUCAGAAGAUUUGGAUUUGCGAGUUGCUAUCCACUAUGGGAUCCCCUCUACUUCAUCUGUUCUUGCUUUUGAUCCUAUUCAGCGCCUCUUGGCUAUCGGGACUUUAGAUGGACGGAUUAAAGUUAUUGGUGGUGAUGGAAUUGAGGGACUUCUCAUAUCUCCCAAGCAAUUGCCUUACAAAUAUUUAGAGUUCAUACAAAACCGAGGCUUUUUAAUCGGCAUCUCAAAUGACAAUGAUAUUCAGGUUUGGAAUCUGGAGGACAGGUGUCUAGCAUGUUGUUUACCGUGGGAAUCCAACAUUACUGCCUUCUGUCUCAUUGGUGGCUCACAUUUCAUGUAUAUUGGAGACGAGUAUGGUUUGCUCUCAGUGGUUAAGUUUGAUGGUGAAGAUGGAAAACUUUCGCACUUACCCUAUAAUAUAUCAGCGAAUUCUUUGAGUGAAGCAUCUGGACUUUCAGUUCCUGAUGACCAACCUAUUGUUGGGAUUCUUCCUCAACCCCAUUCUUCUGGAGAUAGAGUCAUAAUUGCAUACGCAAAUGGUUUGAUAAUUCUUUGGGAUGUUUCUAAAUCUCAAAUUCCCUUCAUUGGAGGUGGGAAGGAUCUUCGGUUAAAGGAUGCAGUGGAUUCAGAUGUCCAAGAUGAUACAUCCGAGCAUCAUCUCCAAGAAAAGGAGAUAAGUGCUAUUUGUUGGGCAUCUUCUGAUGGAUCCAUUCUCGCAGUGGGGUACAUAGAUGGGGAUAUCUUGUUUUGGAAUGCAAGCGUUGCCUCUUCUAAAGGUGAACGGAAUGGACAAAACAAAAAUGUUGUUAAGCUGCAGCUGUCAUCUGCUGAGAGGAGACUUCCGGUCAUUGUCUUACAAUGGUCCUCAAACAAUAGUUCACGCAAUGAUUAUAAUGGUCAACUUUUCAUCUAUGGUGGUGAUGAAAUAGGAUCUGAAGAAGUCUUGACGGUUUUGAGUCUUGAAUGGUCAUCUGGGAUGGACACUGUUAGAUGUGUUGCUCGUGUGGAUCUUACAUUGACUGGCUCUUUUGCUGAUAUGAUCUUGUCGCCAACUACUGGGCCAACAGGAGGCAAUCAAAAAGCUGACCUUUUUGUGUUGACGAACCCCGGACAAUUGCAUCUUUACGAUGGUACAAACUUGUCUACCUUGCUAUCUGAGAAAGAGAGGAAACAAUUUGCUUGUCCUGUGGAAUUUCCGAUGGUAAUACCUACAGCUGACCCACCAAUGACCGUUGGAAAGUUCAGUGUGCUACCAACUGGUGGAAACUCGUCAAAAUCGCUUUCAGAGCUUGCAUCAAUAAUGAGACCUGGCUUCACACCAAAUACAACUGCUGGCACAAACUGGCCCUUGACAGGGGGUGUACCCACUCAACUAUCUGUCUCUAAGGAUAACAGUAUUGACAGAUUUUACAUUGCUGGUUACCAAGAUGGAUCGGUUCGGAUUUGGGAUGCAUCGUAUCCUAUACUGACACUUCUCUUUGUCCUAGGAGGAGAAGUGCAAGGUACGGAUGUGUCUGGUUCCGGUGCUCCAGUGACAACUCUGGACUUCUGUUGGCAGACUUUAAAUUUGGCUGUUGGAAAUGAAUGCGGCGUGGUACGCGUUUAUAACCUGGGCAGCUCUAAUACAACAAGCUUUCACUACGUCACUGAGACCAAGUGUGAAGUUCAGAGUUGUGCACGAGGAAAAGGACCCGAGUGUAAAGCUGUAUUUUCCCUUCUUAAAUCACCAGUUCAAGCCCUGCAGUUCGGGAUUUGUGGAGCCAAGCUUGCUGUUGGAUUUGGAUUUGGUCGUGUUGCGGUGCUUGAUGUGAGUUCACCAGCAACUUUGUUUGUUACUGACUGUGUUUCUAGCUCGUCAUCUCCAAUCAUUUCAUUGUCUUGGUUAGAGUUUAAAAAUGCUCAUAGCCAUGUAAAAAGCACAGAGCAAUCAGAAACAGAGAUUGCAGUCAAACCUGAAGAGGAAAUAAUAUUUAUCUUAACCAGGGAUGCAAAAUUUUUCUCUAUUGACGGUACCAAUGGUGAGAUGAUACACCCUCCUCCAUGGCACGUGAAAAAAGAAGAAAUUGCACUCUCCAUGUACAUUAUAGCCGGCUGUUUUCCAGUACUAAACUGUGAGAAGCAUCUGGAGGAAUCCACCAAGGAUACCACUGUCAAGGGUGAGGCUGAGCUUGAUGCUUCUUCAACUGGGACCGAACAUCCCUCCUCAUCGGAAACUGCUUCCACUCUGGAUCGCUCACUUGAUAUGCUCUUUUUGCUUUGUUGUCAAAAUUCAUUGUGGUUGUACUCCAUGAAGUCCUUGAUUCAGGGGAAGGAUAAAGCAAUUCAUAAGGUAAAUCAUACGAAGCCUUGCUGUUGGACCACUACUUUUAAGAAAGACGGAAGAGUGUGCGGACUGCUCUUGCUGUUUCAAACAGGGGAUCUCGAGAUCAGAUCCUUGCCGGACUUGGAAUUGGUUAAAGAAAGCUCCAUAAAGUCGAUCCUAAGGUGGAACUACAAGGCAAACAUGGAUAAGUUGAUGACUUCUGAUGAUGCUCAACUUACACUGGUACAUUCUCUUGGAAUCUUUUUUUUUUCUUUGGAAAGCCGUUUCAUUUCCCCUUUGUUUGCGAGUGGAUGCGAAGUGGCCUUCAUUUCUCUCUUGGCUGGUUCAAAUGAUUUCAGGAUCCCUGAAGCGCUGCCUUGUCUCCAUGAUCGGGUUCUUGCAGCAGCUGCUGAUGCUGCCAUUAAUUUCGCUUCAAAUCAGAAGAAGAAUCAGGGUAUGGCACCGGGGAUUCUUGGUGGUAUAGUCAAAGGCUUUAAAGGAGGAAAAGUGAAUACAUCCGCAGCACCCGAAUCUGAUUUUACUCAUCUAGAGAGCAAAUUUUUAAAGACUCCAUUCAUAGAUGCAAUGCAGAAUGUUAAUAAGCACGAAGAUAUUGAGCUUGACAUAGAUGACAUCGACAUAGAUGAAACUCCACCUGUGACUAGCUCCUCGUCUCAUGAAGUUAAAUCGAAAGGAGGAAAGGAAACAGACCGUGAAAAAUUACUAGGUGCACAAGAUGAUUCAACACCCAGAGUUCGAACCGCCCAAGAAAUUAUUGCGAAAUAUAGAAAAACCGGGGAUGCUUCUUCAGCAGCAGCACAUGCAAGAGAUAAACUGGCAGAGAGAGGGGAAAAGCUGCAGAGAAUCAGUCGGCGCACCGAAGAGCUGCAAAGCGGAGCUGAAAACUUUGCAUCGUUAGCAGAUGAACUUGUCAAGGCAAUGGAAAAUCGAAAAUGGUGGCAGAUAUAAGGUGAAACAAACGGGGAAUUUAAUCAUGUCUUUUGAGAUUAUUACUUCAAGCUCCAUGUUAGUCGAUCACUUCGAGCUUCGACGUGGCCAUUACCAUUCCACAGCUAAAACUUCCUACAAAACCAUAUGUAUCUGCCUGGAAAUUUCUGGGUUGAAGUUUCAACAAACAACAGUGUUGGAGAGUUGUUUUGUAUGUGAUGUAAAUUAACAUAAGUCAACAUUUCAACUGCUCAAAUAUGAUUCAUUCUGAUAAAAGAAUUCUGGGUUUGAAUUUCAUAUUAUUGUUAGUAUUCCAUGCAGUG
Hibiscus syriacus is the source of this 3764-nucleotide messenger RNA. RefSeq lists its product as uncharacterized. The record is from RefSeq and is a predicted model, not a curated record. Gene Ontology annotation, molecular function: syntaxin binding; GTPase activator activity; myosin II binding. The transcript has 25 exons. Gene Ontology annotation, biological process: regulation of exocytosis. The coding region runs from base 121 to 3462 and encodes 1113 amino acids. NCBI's taxonomy places the organism in Eukaryota, Viridiplantae, Streptophyta, Magnoliopsida, Malvales, Malvaceae. Gene Ontology annotation, cellular component: plasma membrane; cytoplasm.